This is a messenger RNA of Rangifer tarandus platyrhynchus (Svalbard reindeer), 1887 nucleotides long. The record is from the annotation of a GenBank genome assembly. Lineage: Eukaryota; Metazoa; Chordata; Mammalia; Artiodactyla; Cervidae.
AUGAACAGCUCGGGAGAGGAGAAGCAGCUGCAGCUCAUCUCCAGCCUGAAGGAGCAAGCGAUAGGUGAAUAUGAAGACCUUAGAGCAGAGAACCAGAAGACAAAGGAGAAGUGUGACAAAAUUAGGCAAGAACGAGAUGAAGCAGUUAAAAAACUGGAGGAAUUUCAGAAAAUUUCUCACAUGGUCAUAGAGGAAGUGAAUUUUAUGCAGAACCAUCUUGAAAUAGAGAAGACUUGUCGAGAAAGUGCUGAAGCUUUGGCAACAAAGUUAAAUAAAGAAAAUAAAGCAUUGAAAAGAAUCAGUAUGUUAUACAUGGCCAAGCUGGGGCCAGAUGUAAUAACUGAGGAGAUUAACAUUGACGAUGAUGAUUCAGCGAUGGACCCAGAGGAUGUUGCCAAGACUUGUGUCUCAGUACAGUGUCAGAAGCAGAUCAAAGAACUUCGAGAUCAAAUUGUAUCUGUUCAGGAGGAAAAGAAGAUAUUAGCCAUCGAACUGGAAAAUCUCAAGAGCAGACUUGUAGAAGUAACAGAAGAAGUAAAUAAAGUUAAACAAGAAAAAGAUGUUUUAAAUUCGGAAGUUCUUGAACAGAGAAAAGUCUUAGAAAAAUGCAAUAGAGUGUCCAUGCUAGCAGUAGAAGAAUAUGAGGAAAUGCAGGUGAACUUGGAGCUGGAGAAGGACCUUCGAAAGAAAGCAGAGUCAUUUGCACAAGAGAUGUUUAUCGAACAGAACAAGCUAAAGAGACAAAGCCACCUUCUACUACAGAGCUCUGCUCCUGACCGGCAGCUUUUGAACGCAUUAGAUGAAAAUGCAAAACUCGUCCAGCUCCUUGAAAAAGAGAGAAUUCAGCAUCAAGAAAAGGUCAAAGAACUAGAAGAGCAGCUACAGAAUGAAACUCUCCACAAGGAGAUAAACAGUCUCAAACAGCAACUGGAGCUUCUCGAAGAAGAUAAAAAAGAACUGGAACUGAAAUAUCAGAAUUCUGAGGAGAAAGCUAGAAAUUUAAAGCAUUCUGUUGAUGAGCUCCAGAAGCGGGUGAACCAGUCUGAGAAUUCAGUGCCUCCUCCACCACCUCCUCCCCCACCGCCUCCUCCCCCUCCUCCCCCCAAUCCUAUCCGAUCCCUCAUGUCCAUGAUCCGGAAGAGAUCCCACUCCAGCAGCGGUGGUGCCAAGAAAGAAAAGGCAGCUCAACCAGAAACAACUGAAGAAGUCACAGACCUGAAGCGGCAAGCAGUUGAAGAGAUGAUGGACAGAAUUAAAAAGGGAGUUCAUCUCAGGCCGGUUAAUCAGACGGCUAGGCCCAGUGCAAAGCCAGAAUCUGCAAAAGGCUCUGAAAGUGCAGUGAAUGAACUAAAAGGAAUGCUGGGGACACUUAACACAUCCACUAGUUCAAGAAGCUUAAAAUCCCUUCACACUGAAAACAGUGAAACUGAGUUAGAAAGGAUUUUGCGCCGCAGAAAGUUGACAACAGAAGCAGAUAGCAGUAGUCCAACUGGAAUAUUAGCCACCUCAGAGUCCAAAUCCAUGCCCGUGUUGGGUUCUGUAUCCAGUGUAACAAAAACAGCCUUGAACAAGAAAACUCUGGAGGCAGAAUUCAACAGCCCGCCCCCCCCAACACCUGAGCCAGGUGAAGGGUCGUGUAAAUGGGAAGGAUGCUCAAGUUCCAAGGUUACAUUUCAGCCUCCCAGUAACACUGGAUACAGGAAACAAUACAUUGGCAGUGGAAAACAAGCCAAACCAGUUGUAGUUUUAGAUCCUGUUUCCACAUACGAACCCCAAACCAAAGACCAGGUCGCUGAAAAAGAUCCAGCUCAACACAAGGAUGAUGAAGGUGAAACUAAACCAGGAUACAAACAGAAAGUGAGAGAUACCAACAGCUCCAACUGCUGA